AUGCUGCAGGGAGCCUUGCAGGGGUUUUUCCUAUCAUCUUUUAUGUCAAUGUGCAUUUUCGGAGCAGCAUUGCUUCAUGCCAUGGGAUACAGUUGCUUCCAAACAAAGAACAUAUUGUUUCUAUGGCUAACAUAUUUCAUGGUUCCUAUAGCUUCUCUUCCAUUGGUACAUCCACUUCAGCUAGCCAUGAAAUUAGAUGCUGAGAAGAUGCAGCUUCUUGGCUUCAUAUUGUCUACUUUGGCAUCAGGGUUUGGUUUCUAUUAUAAAGGAGCCAUGUGGACUAAAGGCAAUCUGUUUUUCUUCGCAGCUGUACAGGGAUCCGCCACAGGUUUCCUGCAUGCUUUCGGGAGGGUUCUGUGGUUGGAUUGUUCCCCUGCAGGUAAAGAAGGUGCAUUUUCUGUGUGGUUUUCAUGGGCACGAGCACUGGGAGCUUGUGCAGGAUUUGCCGUAGCAACUUCCAUACCUGGAAAUGUUGGCAGAGCGGUUUGGAGCAUCGUUCUGUGCAGGGCUUGUAGGGAUGGUUAUUCUGAUAUUCGGAAAUAUCAGCAGCUUCAAAGGAGCGAAAGCAGCCGGGCACGUCAUCAAAAGUGGGAAGAACUCCCCUGCCCCUGA
Messenger RNA from Salvia splendens (bonfire salvia), 612 nucleotides. RefSeq lists its product as uncharacterized. Lineage: Eukaryota; Viridiplantae; Streptophyta; Magnoliopsida; Lamiales; Lamiaceae. The record is from RefSeq and is a predicted model, not a curated record. The transcript is spliced from 2 exons. Bases 1 to 612 code for a protein of 203 amino acids.